GCGGAAAAGACGGAGUUGAACGUUUCUUUCACUUCUGUUUCUGGGUUUACUGAAGCUCAUGAGAGUAAACAGACGCAGUGUUUACCUUUCCUGCAUCUGUGCCGUGAUCCUCGUCGUAACUCUGACCUGGACCGUCUGGACUCACAUGGCUAACUCACCGUCCAGCGCCGCAGGGUCAAAGAGGGACCACAGUCUGGACUACUUUCUGAAGAAAGGCACAAUACAGGAGAGGGAUGCUGCGGAUGUCAACUGGUAUCAUGCGGCCAACAGCAAGGACAAGAUUAAUGAAGCACUUGAAGGUCCUGCCCAGAUGAUUGAAGCUGAUGUUCUACUCAGGGGUCAUGACCCAAAGGAACCCAUAAUGGCACAUCCUCCUUAUACAGACAGUGACAUUACACUGCAAGACUGGCUGAGUGUGGUGGUGACCUCAGACAAGGGCAUUAAGUUAGACUUCAAAAGCCUAGCAGCAGUGGAGCCAUCCAUGGCACUUCUGGAAGAGGCCCGGGCUCAGCUAGAAGGACCCGUGUGGAUCAAUGCAGACAUUCUUUCAGGGCCUGGGGGCCUUGCGACUCCCUUAGAUGCCCAGGCUUUUCUUCAGGAAGUGGCUUUGAGAGCGGAGGGGGACGUGCUGUCACUGGGUUGGACCACUGGAUGGUCUCCAGAUACAGACAACCCAGGUUACAGCUGGGAGAUGGUUCAGCAGAUGGAAGCAAUUUGUAGGCCACUGAGGCAACCAGUGACAUUCCCAGUGCGAGCUGCUCUUCUGCCCCAGUCCUUCCCACAGUUACAGUGGCUCUUGCAGCAGUCUGAUAGGUACACUCUGACUGUAUGGACAGGCCAAAGGGACGUGUUGAAUGUGGAGGACCUGUUACCCUAUAGGCAAAACUUCAACAAAUCUAGGAUCUACUACGAUCUGCUAGAGUCUCAAAUAUCAAAGUUCAAAGCACUACCUAGGUACAACUGAAAGAGAAGAAGUGGCACCGAGUUCAGGAGGAGAUGACCUUCUAUUAUAUUGAGUGUACAAGUUGAAGGUAUUGUGUCAGAGAUGAAAAAACCUGCUUAAGAUUCCACCGAUUUCUCAAAACGUCUGUAUAAUUUAAUUGUUACAAUGUAAAGUAAUUCAGAGUGAUUUGAGGUGAAAUGCAUCUAGAGAAUUUAUCUAAGUAAUCUUGUUUAUAGUGAUGGUAAUAGGAACCAUGUGUGAGUGUAAUGCCUCUAAAGGAUGCCUCACAAAAUGGUAUUCCAUGAUAUGGUUUCCAAUAGGCCUCCUGAUAUCCUGAUAUCAGACACUGAUAUGAGACAUUGUUCUACGAUUUAUAUUUUGAGAUAAGGUUUUGGUCUAAAAUGUUUUAUUUUUUAUUUUAUUUAUUUAUUCAUGGCAGAAAGGUGCAUGCCGGGUAUAUCACUUUUUUUUUUUACCAUUAUGAACACUGCAUAUGGAAACUCAGUUUACUGGGCAUUUUGGAUAACAAAAAGAUUAUAAUGGCUUUGUAGACAUUGUGACCCCUGCUUCCUUUCACCUAUUAUCAUCACUGUAAAGAAAUCUUAGUUGGUAAUUGUCUAUACUAUACACUGUUUUACAUCAAGCCACUCUGACUUUGUUUACAUAUCAGCAACUACA
Pygocentrus nattereri (red-bellied piranha) is the source of this 1621-nucleotide messenger RNA. RefSeq names its product family with sequence similarity 151 member B (gene fam151b). NCBI's taxonomy places the organism in Eukaryota, Metazoa, Chordata, Actinopteri, Characiformes, Serrasalmidae. The record is from RefSeq and is a predicted model, not a curated record. The transcript is spliced from 6 exons. Bases 59 to 964 code for a protein of 301 amino acids.